GGUCAAUAAUUUGGUCACAUUGGUAAGUGCCAUUUUUUAAACGUCCAUUUUGGCCAAAAUCGGCAAGAGGACCGGAACAAGAAUUUUUAUUCAUUGAAAGACGGGAACUGCGAGAUGCCUGGAGUUACAGUUAAGGAUGUAGAUCAGCGGGUUCUGACCAAAUCUUUGGCAAUGUUUCUCAAAAAAUCGGGAAAAGUUGUAGUGCCUGAGCAGGCCGACUAUAUAAAAACUGCCAAGUUCAAAGAGGAUGGGCCUACCGACGCAGAUUGGUUCUACAUUCGCUGUGCCUCUAUCAUGAGGCACUUGUACCUCCGUAGUCCCUCCGGAGUUUCGGCCUUCACUAAGAUCUACGGAGGUCGCAAGCGCAACGGAGUUCAUCCGUCCAAGUACUGCCGCUCCUCGGUCGGCUGCAUUCGCAAGGCCCUUCAAGCCUUGGAAUCUGCUCGCUUCGUGGAGAAGCAUCCGGCUGGUGGUCGUAAGUUGACUGCGGUUGGCCAACGUGAUUUAGAUCGAAUUGCCAACCGGAUUGUUGCCAAACAGCGUGAAGCAAUCACCCAUCCUUCAGUAAUUAUCACUACAUAACAUGAAACUGAACGCCAUUUUAAAUCCUAACCUCACUUUCGCAAACAUUUUACUCAUAUACAAAAUUGAUGCUGCAUUUUAAUAAUACUUUAAACACUUUUGUAACUUCUAACAAGUUUAAAACAUCAUAACAAUUACACUUUCUAAUACCCUCGAACAUACAUUUGAACUUCACAUACAUUUUUCCACAACCUGUAACUAAAUCCUUAUAAUAUAAUAACACGUAACCCUGUUUACAAUUACAAUACAAAAAAUAAAGUUCAUGAUUUGACAAUUUA
Molecule: messenger RNA, 860 nt
Organism: Drosophila eugracilis
Lineage: Eukaryota; Metazoa; Arthropoda; Insecta; Diptera; Drosophilidae
Gene: RpS19b
Product: 40S ribosomal protein S19b
Exons: 3
Coding region: 115-582 (155 amino acids)
Biological process (GO): translation; ribosomal small subunit assembly
Cellular component (GO): cytosolic small ribosomal subunit; ribosome
Molecular function (GO): RNA binding; structural constituent of ribosome
Source: RefSeq, a predicted model, not a curated record